GAAAGCUUAUCGCUCACCUGACGAUUUCAAUAUCUCAAACAAUAAAAAUGCUAUAAAAUUGAAAUAAGUAGUGAUAUUUCCGUCAUGAGAGUUGCAUUACUUGCAUGUAUUAUUUACAUAUUUAUAUAUGAAUAUUCUUGUUAUAACGAUGUUCACCAACAGAAGUAUCCGAUAUUUUAUAAAAACAUUAAAAUAUUCAACCCUGGAAAAUAUGCCAAAUUAAAAUAUCAUCAAAAAAAUAGUCCAGGAAAAAUUAAUAAACCUGAAUUAUACACUGCUUUUAACCGUAUGUAUGACGUUGCAACUCCAAAACAUCAUGGUAAUGUAUUUGUUGAAGUAGAUCAUUUACAAAAUCAACCCAGAGUAAAGAAAAUCCUUGGCGAUUAUGGAGGACACGCUAUUCAUAAGAGGUCAGUGGAUAUACCUGAAAAUAACAAUGACACACGUAGGAAAUCCGGAAGAAAUAAUAAUAUAAACAAGAAAAGUCGACGUGAAACUGUGCAUAAACGUAAAAUCAAAAAGCGUAAAAGAGUUGCAAGGAACAGAAACGUUACACAAGUCCACAAACAUAAGAUGUUAAGGAAUGAUGAAAGACGUAAACGGGAUAAGAAAAUUGGAAGGGCGAAAGAAAAGAUUAUAAAACGUAAAAAGUCAAGCAAAAGUAAGUCAUUGAGACAAAAAAAAUCUAAGAGAAGCCGCCCUAGGGCCAAAAGUGUAGAUAAAAGCAAAACUUUGAAAAAUCAACAAAAAGAUAAAACCGAUAUCCGUGUUGUAAAAGCGGUGGAAGACGGCAGAAGACUGAUAGCAGCGAGAGACGCUAGAAUCGAAGACUACCCGUACGUGGUGUCCAUUCAGAAGUCUGGAGAACAUUGGUGUAGCGGAGCACUACUCAACCAACGCCUGAUUGUCACCACUGCUAACUGUAUCUGGAAGUCACACCGUGUAAGCCGUAUGAGGGUGCGAGCUGGUAGCAGAUACUUAGACCGGGGAGGUCAAACCGCCAGGAUACAGGAGGUAAUGAGACACCCUGACUGGAGCAUCCGUAGGAACCCGGACUGCGACGUGGGCUUGGUGCUAUUGGAUCGAAAUAUCAGGUUUUCAGACACUGUGCAUGGUGUUGACUUACCGAAUAAUGCAAUGCUACCACCGUUUGAUGACGCGUGGGUUACGAGUUGGGGCGCUGAAAGGCGUGACGGUAUCUACGUAUCUCGUCCAAUGACCCUGCAGGUGUUUCAUACGCGGCUCUUAGAACACGCCAAGUGUAACAACGUCACUGAGAGGUUCGGGGUCACUGUCACCAAUAACUUUUUCUGUCUGUCACAGACAGGAAGAAGGGCUCCAUGCACGAGAGACACCGGGGCACCAGCAGUUAGUGAUGGUAUAUUAUGGGGUGUUGCCUCCUGGGGCAUAAGGAAACUGUGUGGAACUGAAAGAUUCCCAGCGAUGUUCUCCUAUCUAGCGUCCAAGUCUAACCUGGACUUCUUAACUAACGGCACACAGAUCCUGAUGUCGGAUAAACGUCACUAUCCUUACCCAGACAAUCUGUUCAACAACAGAGCUGAAACCACACCACGUUCAACGACAUCCUAAGCAAACCAGACCUGACCUAUCCUAUAAAUGAAGAAAGGCCGACUAACGGUAUAUGAAGAUUUAGAAUAAAUUCGAUAUGUUAUAUAAA
Molecule: messenger RNA, 1678 nt
Organism: Leptidea sinapis
Lineage: Eukaryota; Metazoa; Arthropoda; Insecta; Lepidoptera; Pieridae
Exons: 7
Coding region: 85-1590 (501 amino acids)
Biological process (GO): proteolysis
Molecular function (GO): serine-type endopeptidase activity
Source: RefSeq, a predicted model, not a curated record